AUGGCCGUUCUCAACAACCUCCGACCAGUCCCAGUUCAUGACCCGGUCCUCGAGUCCGCUGACAUGCUCCCCAAAGUCAGCGCCACUCGCCUUCUUCGCGCCUCCGGGGCAGAAAAUCAGGCCCUCGUCGAUAUCCAUGAGCUCCUCAUCCGGCUUUACAUACGCAAUCGCAACCAGCAUCGCCGUAGCCACUGGUUUAAGAGCCUCUGUCAGUUCAGGAAACAGCUUGGCCUUCUGAUUGGCGAGAUCGAGAAUAGCAAGACAAGUGCCCUCCAGCAGCGUCUCCGCUUCUGGGAUGAGCGGUGUAUUCACCAGUGGUACCUCACUUUCACUCAGCUCGUUGCUGCUGGCCAGUUUGCGGUCAUGGGGCUGGUGCUCAUGGCUGCCACAGCCCGAAUCUGCAAGAUCUCGGGCAUAACCGAGUUCUAUGAGGAGAUCGGCUCCGAGGACAUGAAGGCGGUCCUCCGGAGUGUAGAUGAGGGUACCCUAGUAGAAGGAUGGGGGGAGUUGGUGGCGGAGGAGCAAGAGGAAGAGGAGGGCAUGGAUAUGGGGGUCGUGAUUCAGCGUGACGAGUAG
Molecule: messenger RNA, 576 nt
Organism: Lindgomyces ingoldianus
Lineage: Eukaryota; Fungi; Ascomycota; Dothideomycetes; Pleosporales; Lindgomycetaceae
Exons: 2
Coding region: 1-576 (191 amino acids)
Biological process (GO): nuclear-transcribed mRNA catabolic process, RNase MRP-dependent; maturation of 5.8S rRNA from tricistronic rRNA transcript (SSU-rRNA, 5.8S rRNA, LSU-rRNA)
Cellular component (GO): ribonuclease MRP complex
Molecular function (GO): rRNA primary transcript binding
Source: RefSeq, a predicted model, not a curated record